AUGAUAAAAUGUUUUGGAAAAUUGAGAGGAAUAAUUAUUCUGUUUAGUUUUUUUUUGUUUGCUGAGAAGGGGGUCAAUAGUUUGGCCUGGAAUAAAAUAUCAAAAAUGGCUAGUUCACCAUUAAUUAGAGAUAUACCAUUUUUAAAUGGUUAUAAAAAAAAUGAAGGAAAACAAAUAUAUACAAAGAGAGACAUACCAUACACAGAAACAUAUCAAUAUACAAAUCAAGUGGAAAAUAAAAGUAGGAAAGAUACAAAAAGAAAUUUGUUUUUUUUUUUUUUAAAAAAUAACACACUUUCACAUUUGAACAAAAUCAAGGUGCGAAAUAAAACGUUUUCAAGUCAUCACACCAUAAGCAAUAGAAAUAUUUUUGCCAAAAAUCAAAAAAAAAUCAUAACCAUGCAUGCUUAUUCUUCGGACGAAAAAAAUGACAUAAACAAUGGUAGCAUAAAAAAUGGUGACAUAAAAAAUGGUGACAUAAACAAUGGUAGCAUAAAAAAUGGUGACAUAAAAAAUGGUGACAUAAACAAUGGUAGCAUAAAAAAUGGUGACAUAAAAAAUGGUGACAUAAAAAAUGGUGACAUAAAAAAUGGUGACAUAAACAAUGGUGGCAUAAAAAAUGGUGACAUAAAAAAUGGUGGCAUAAAAAAUGGUGACAUAAAAAAUGGUGACAUAAAAAAUGGUGACAUAAACAAUGGUGGCAUAAAAAAUGGUGACAUAAAAAAUGGUGACAUAAAAAAUGGUGACAUAAAAAAUGGUGACAUAAACAAUGGUAGCAUAAAAAAUGGUGACAUAAAAAAUGGUGACAUAAAAAAUGGUGACAUAAACAAUGGUAGCAUAAAAAAUGGUGACAUAAAAAAUGGUGGCAUAAAAAAUGGUGGCAUAAAAAAUGGUGGCAUAAAAAAUGGUGACAUAAAAAAUGGUGACAUAAAAAAUGGUGGCAUAAAAAAUGGUGGCAUAAAGGAAAUAUCAAAAAUCGACACAUCUCAAAACCCCAUAAUAGAUAAGGAAAAUAAUAUUUUACCAAAUGAAGACAAAGAAGAAGAACGAAAUAAAAAGAGACAAUUUUUGACAGAUACAAAAUAUUAUAAACGAAGCAAAUAUUCUAAAGCAGGAAAAAUAAAUAUAAAAAAUAAUCUCGAUAAUACAAUAUAUGAUAAUAAUCAACUUUUUAGUAAUAUAAUACAAAAUGAUGAUAAUAUAUUAACAUAUGUAGAAUCAUUGGAAGACUUAAAAAAUUUAAAAAAAAAAAAUAAUAAUAUAAACGCUAGUAAUAAUAAUCUUCCAGAUCUUUUAAUAAAAAAUUAUUAUGCAGAUUCUAUGAGACCAAAUGAUUUAGAUUUUAUUAAAAAAAAUAAUUAUUUAGAAAAUAAUAUAAGUACUACUAAUCAUUCACAAACAAGCCAAAUCAAAAACGUGGAAAAAAAUAUCGGCAAAAAUAUAAACAAAAAUAAUAUCUCAUUUAUAAAUGAAUUUUCUGUUAUUGGUGAAAUUGUAGGAGUACAUGGAUUACAAGGAUGCCUAAAAGUAGUAAGUUUUACAACUUUUAAUGAUAUUAGAUUUAAAGAAAAUAGUUAUCGUUAUAUUUUUAUGAAUUCCUAUCCAUAUCCUAUACCUAUAAAAAUCACAUAUGUAAAAGAAUCAUUAAAAAUUGGAUUUCUUUAUAUUAAAAUUGAAAAAAUAUAUUCACGAACUGAUGCCUUAAGAUUAAAAGGAUGUCUUAUAUGUGAUGAUAAAAAAAAUUUUCCAGAUAUUGGUGAAAAUAAAUAUAUAUCUACAGAUUUGAUUAAUUUUGAUAUAUAUAUUUUUAAUGAUUCUACUAAUAUACCAAUAGGAACUGUUUUUUCUUUUGUUUCUAAAUAUGACUACAUAUGUAAUAAAGCAGUACAAGAUAUUUCUGAAGAUUUAAUUAAAAUUGAGCUUAAUCAAAAUGUAUCAAUAAAUAAAAUAUUUAACAUUUUAAAGGCUAGCCAAGCUAGCGAAAAUACUCAAAAUUUAAGAAAAAAACAUGCACCUAUUAAGGUACUUAUCAACCGUAAAAAUUUUAAUCUUUAUCAAACUGAAGAAAAAAUAACUGAAGAAAAAAUAACUGAAGAAAAAAUAACUGAAGAAAAAAUAACUGAAGAAAAAAUAACUGAAGAAAAUUUUGAUACUAAUGAAUCAGAUAAAAUAAAAGGAGACAAAAAUUAUUACAAUUCAUUAGAAAAUUUUGAAGGAUAUUCAUAUAAAAAAAUUUAUAAAUGUGAUUUUUGUGAUGAUAUUUAUGAUAAUUUAAGAGAAGCAACUAAACAUGAAAAUUCACAUUUUCAACAUGACGAAGAAAUUUUGUUUCAUUCUUCUGACGCCAAUACCAAUAAGGAAUCCCUUUAUGAAUUGACUGAAAAUGAAUUAAAGAAUAUUAAAAAAAAAAUUAAUUAUUUCUUUGUUCCAAUAAUAAAAGAAAAAACAAUAAGAUUGGUACAUUAUGAACACAAAAAAAUUUACCUAGAUAUAUCUACCAUCUUUUUGUUAGAUAACCCCAAAUAA
Plasmodium yoelii is the source of this 2526-nucleotide messenger RNA. RefSeq names its product ribosome maturation factor RimM, putative. The transcript is spliced from 2 exons. NCBI's taxonomy places the organism in Eukaryota, Apicomplexa, Aconoidasida, Haemosporida, Plasmodiidae. Gene Ontology annotation, cellular component: ribosome. Gene Ontology annotation, biological process: rRNA processing. Bases 1 to 2526 code for a protein of 841 amino acids. The record is from RefSeq and is a predicted model, not a curated record. Gene Ontology annotation, molecular function: ribosome binding.